AUGGGGAAGGUGCUCCCAGAGCCCCCGGCCUGGCAGCUUCCAAUAAAGACUUGCCAGCAGAACACCCACACCAAAGUCAGCACGGAGCACAACAAGGAAUGUCUCAUCAACAUUUCCAAGUACAAGUUUUCCCUGGUCAUCAGUGGUCUCACCACUAUCUUAAAAAAUGUUAAUAACAUGAGAAUAUUUGGAGAAACUGCUGAAAAGAAUUUAUAUCUAUCUCAGCUGAUAAUCUUGGAUACACUGGAAAAAUGUCUGGCAGGGCAACCCAAGGACACCAUGCGCCUGGACGAGACCAUGCUGGUGAAGCAGCUGCUGCCYGAGAUCUGCCAUUUCAUCCACACGUACCGCGAGGGCAACCAGCACGCGGCCGAGCUGCGCAGCUCCGCCUCGGGMGUGCUCUUCUCCCUCAGCUGCAACAACUUCAACGCCGUGUUCAGCCGUAUUUCCACCAGGUUGCAGGAACUGACUGUUUGUUCAGAAGAUAAUGCUGAUGUUCAUGAUAUUGAACUUUUACAGUACAUAAGUGUGGAUUGUUCAAAACUCAAGCGACUCUUGCAAGAGACUGUAUUCAAGUUUAAAGCCCUUAAGAAAGUAGCUCAGUUAGCUGUUAUCAACAGUCUUGAAAAAGCAUUUUGGAACUGGGUGGAAAACUAUCCUGAUGAAUUCACMAAGCUGUACCAAACCCCCCAGACUGACAUGGCUGAUUGUGCYGAGAAGUUGUUUGACUUAGUGGAUGGCUUUGCUGAAAGCACAAAACGUAAAGCUGCAGUGUGGCCACUGCAGAUCAUCCUCCUGGUCCUGUGUCCAGAGAUAAUCCAAGAUAUAGCAAAGGAUGUGGUAGAGGAAACUAAAAUGAACAAGAAGCUGUUCCUGGACAAUCUCAGGAAGGCCCUUGCAGGACACAGUGGGAGCAGGCAGCUGACUGAAAGUGCUGCUAUUGCUUGUGUUAAACUGUGCAAAGCAUCUACCUACAUCAACUGGGAAGAUAAUUCUGUCAUUUUCCUGCUAGUGCAGUCCAUGGUUGUAGAUCUUAAGAAUUUGCUGUUUAACCCAAGCAAACCUUUUUCAAGAGGCAAUCAGAAUGCAGAUGUAGACCUGAUGAUUGACUGCUUGGUUUCYUGCUUCCGCAUAAAUCCUCACAAUAACCAACACUUCAAGAUCUGUUUGGCACAGAAUUCCCCAUCAACAUUUCAUUAUGUGCUGGUAAAUUCACUCCACCGAAUCAUCACAAAUUCAGCCCUGGACUGGUGGCCGCGGAUCGACGCCGUGUACUGCCACGCCGUGGAGCUGCGCAGCAUGUUCAGUGACACCCUGCACCGCGCCAUGCAGGGCUGUGGGGCACACCCUGCCAUCCGCAUGACCCCGAGCCUUACAUUUAAGGAGAAAAUGACAAGCCUUAAAUUUAAAGAAAAACCUACUGAUUUGGAAACCAGAAGCUACAAGUUCUUGCUGUUGUCCUUGGUGAAACUGAUCCAUGCAGAUCCAAAGCUUUUGCUGUGUAACCCCAGGAAGCAGGGCCCUGACUCGCAGGGCAGCACGGCCGAGCUGAUCACGGGGCUGGUACAGCUGGUGCCACAGUCCAGCAUGCCUGACAUCGCCCAGGAGGCCAUGGAGGCCCUGCUGGUUCUGCACCAGUUGGACAGCAUUGACUUGUGGAAUCCUGAUGCUCCUAUAGAAACAUUCUGGGAGAUCAGUUCACAAAUGCUUUUUUAUAUCUGCAAGAAGCUCACAAGUCAUCAGAUGCUCAGCAGCACAGAAAUCCUCAAGUGGCUGCGAGAGAUUCUCAUCUGUAGGAAUAAAUUUCUGCUAAAAAACAAACAAUCAGAUAGGAGUUCCUGCCACUUCCUCUUCCUUUAUGAUGUCUCUGGAAGUGGGACUAGUCAAAUAUCUCUUGACCAUGAAGAAAUGAUACGCUGUGCACCAGGAGCUACCCUCAGGAAAGGGAAAGGGAAUUCUUCCAUGGAAAGCACAGCGGGCUGCAGUGGAACACCGAUCUGUCGCCAAGCACAGACCAAGUUGGAAGUGGCCUUAUACAUGUUCCUGUGGAGCCCAGAUAUCGAGGCAGUCCUGGUGGCWAUGUCCUGCUUCCGUCACCUCUGCGAAGAGGCUGACAUCAGAUGUGGAGUGGAUGARGUCUCAGUGCAUAAUUUUUUGCCAAACUACAACACUUUCAUGGAAUUCGCAUCUGUGAGCAACAUGAUGUCAAUAGGGAGAGCAGCUCUUCAGAAGAGAGUGAUGGCGUUACUGAGGCGCAUCGAACACCCAACUGCUGGCAACACAGAGGCCUGGGAGGAUACACAUGCAAARUGGGAACAAGCUACAAAACUAAUCCUUAAUUAUCCAAAGACCAAAAUGGAAGAUGGGCAGGUGACCGAGAGCCUGCACAAGACCAUCGUGAAGCGGCGAAUGUCACACGUCAGCGGCGGUGGCUCCAUCGACCUGUCAGACACGGAGUCUCUUCAGGAAUGGAUCAACAUGACAGGAUUCCUGUGUGCUCUGGGUGGGGUGUGCCUACAGCACCGCAGCAAUGCUGGUCUGGCCACCUACAGCCCACCCAUGGGCCCCCUGAACGAGCGCAAGGGCUCCAUGAUCUCCAUGGUGUCCACCGAGGGCAACGUGGAGACCCCGGUCAGCAAAUUCAUCGACCGCCUGCUCACCCUGAUGGUSUGCAACCACGAGAAGGUGGGGCUGCAGAUACGCACCAACAUCAAAGAUCUGGUGGGGCUGGAGCUGAGUCCAGCCCUUUAUCCAAUGCUCUUCAACAAACUGAAGAAUACCAUCAGCAAGUUCUUUGAUUCUCAAGGACAGGUCUUGUUAACUGACACCAACACACAAUUUGUGGAGCAAACCAUUGCUAUAAUGAAGAAUUUGCUUGACAAUCACACAGAAGGGAGCUCAGAGCACCUCGGACAAGCGAGUAUUGAGACAAUGAUGCUGAAUCUGGUUAGGUAUGUGCGUGUACUUGGAAAUUUGGUACAUGCCAUUCAAAUCAAAACRAAGCUCUGCCAGUUAGUAGAAGUAAUGAUGGAAAGGAGAGAUGACCUUUCGUUUUGUCAAGAAAUGAAAUUCAGGAACAAAAUGGUGGAAUAUUUGACAGACUGGGUUAUGGGAACAUCUAAUCAAGCAACAGACGAGGAUGUGAAAUGCUUGACAAGAGAUUUGGACCAGGCGAGUAUGGAAGCAGUGGUCUCUCUUCUUGCUGGGCUUCCACUCCAGCCUGAAGAAGGAGAUGGUGUUGAGUUGAUGGAAGCAAAAUCUCAAUUAUUUCUUAAGUACUUCACGCUGUUCAUGAACCUGCUGAACGACUGCAGCGAGGCGGAGGAGGACGGCGCGGCGGCGGGCGGCCGCAAGCGGGGCAUGUCCCGCAGRUUGGCAUCGCUGCGCCACUGCACCGUGCUGGCCAUGUCCAACCUGCUCAACGCCAACGUGGACAGCGGCCUCAUGCACUCCAUAGGUUUGGGUUAUCACAAAGAUCUCCAGACCAGAGCCACGUUUAUGGAAGUGCUGACCAAGAUUCUGCAGCAGGGGACGGAGUUUGAUACUUUGGCRGAAACGGUGCUCGCGGAUCGGUUUGAGAGAUUGGUGGAGUUGGUUACCAUGAUGGGUGAUCAGGGGGAGCUCCCUAUUGCCAUGGCUUUAGCCAAUGUGGUGCCUUGUUCUCAGUGGGAUGAGCUAGCUCGUGUCCUGGUCACACUCUUUGACUCCCGGCACCUGCUUUACCAGCUCCUCUGGAAUAUGUUCUCCAAGGAAGUYGAGCUGGCAGAUUCCAUGCAGACACUCUUCCGAGGAAACAGCUUAGCCAGUAAAAUCAUGACUUUCUGUUUUAAGGUCUAUGGUGCUACGUAUUUGCAGAAGCUGUUGGAGCCUUUGCUGCGGACUGUGAUCACAUCCCCUGAGUGGCAGCAUGUCAGCUUUGAGGUGGAUCCAACAAGGCUGGAGCCCACAGAAAGCCUUGAAGAGAACCAGAGGAGUCUCUUGCAAAUGACAGACAAGUUUUUUCAGGCAAUCAUUAAUUCCUCCUCGGAGUUCCCACCCCAGCUGCGCAGUGUGUGCCAUUGUUUAUACCAGGCAACUUGCCACUCUCUACUGAAUAAAGCUACCGUAAAAGAAAAAAAGGAAAACAAAAAAUCAGUGGUGAGCCAGCGUUUCCCCCAGAACAGCAUCGGGGCCGUGGGCAGUGCCAUGUUCCUGCGCUUCAUCAACCCCGCCAUCGUGUCCCCGUACGAGGCGGGCAUCCUGGACAAGAAACCCCCGCCCCGCAUCGAGAGGGGGCUCAAGCUCAUGUCAAAGAUCCUUCAGAGCAUUGCCAACCACGUGCUGUUUACAAAAGAGGAGCACAUGCGGCCUUUUAAUGACUUUGUGAAGAGCAAUUUUGACGCAGCGCGAAGGUUUUUCCUGGACAUCGCGUCCGACUGCCCGGCCAGCGACACCGUCAACCACAGCCUGUCGUUCAUCAGCGAUGGCAACGUGCUGGCACUGCACCGCCUGCUCUGGAACAACCAGGAGAAGAUUGGCCAGUACCUGUCCAGCAACAGGGAUCAUAAGGCUGUUGGACGACGACCUUUUGACAAGAUGGCAACACUUCUUGCCUACCUGGGGCCUCCUGAGCACAAACCSGUGGCAGAUACACAUUGGUCCAGCUUAAAUCUCACUAGUUCCAAGUUUGAAGAGUUCAUGACAAGGCAUCAGGUACAUGAAAAAGAGGAGUUCAAAGCACUGAAAACAUUAAAUAUUUUCUACCAAGCUGGGACAUCCAAAGUUGGCAAUCCUGUUUUCUACUACAUCGCUCGGCGGUUCAAGACUGGUCAGAUCAACGGGGAUUUGCUGAUCUACCAUGUGCUGCUGACCCUGAAGCCAUACUAUGCAAAGCCAUAUGAAAUCGUGGUGGACCUCACACACGCUGGCCCCAGUAAUCGCUUUAAAACAGACUUUCUUUCUAAAUGGUUUGUAGUUUUUCCAGGCUUUGCUUAUGAAAAUGUCGCAGCAGUUUUUAUUUAUAACUGUAACUCUUGGGUCAGAGAAUACACCAAAUACCAUGAAAGGCUCUUGACAGGUUUGAAAGGGAGCAAAAGACUUGUUUUCAUAGACUCUCCAGGGAAGCUGGCAGAGCACAUCGAACACGACCAGCAGAAACUUCCAGCAGCUACCUUGGCUUUGGAGGAGGACUUGAAAGUGUUCCACAAUGCUCUCAAACUGGCUCAUAAAGACACCAAAGUUUCUAUUAAAGUUGGCUCGACCGCGGUGCAGGUGACGUCGGCAGAGCGCACGCGGGUGCUGGGCCAGACAGUGUUUCUGAAUGACAUCUACUACGCCUCAGAGAUCGAGGAGAUCUGCCUGGUGGAUGAGAACCAGUUCACCCUGACCAUUGCCAACCAGGGCACCCCGCUCACCUUCAUGCACCAGGAGUGUGAAGCCAUCGUCAGGUCCAUCAUCCACAUCCGCACGCGCUGGGAGCUGUCGCAGCCCGACUCCAUCCCCCAGCACACCAAAAUCCGCCCCAAGGACGUGCCUGGGACUCUGCUCAACAUAGCCCUGCUCAACCUGGGCAGCUCCGACCCCAGCCUGCGGUCUGCUGCCUAUAAUCUUCUAUGUGCCUUAACCUGUACCUUUAAUUUAAAGAUUGAGGGCCAGUUACUGGAAACUUCAGGUCUGUGUAUUCCUGCCAACAACACACUAUUUAUUGUAUCUAUCAGUAAGACUCUUGCAGCAAACGAGCCACACCUCACCUUGGAGUUCUUGGAGGAGUGUAUUUCAGGAUUUAGCAAAUCCAGCAUUGAGCUGAAGCACCUGUGCCUGGAGUACAUGACACCCUGGCUGUCCAACCUGGUGCGCUUCUGCAAGCACAACGAUGACGCCAAGCGCCAGCGCGUCACCGCCAUCCUGGACAAACUCAUCACCAUGACCAUCAAYGAGAAACAGAUGUACCCUUCCAUCCAGGCCAAGAUAUGGGGCAGCCUGGGCCAGAUAACAGACCUUCUGGAUGUAGUGCUGGACAGUUUCAUCAAAACCAGUGCCACGGGGGGCUUGGGCUCCAUCAAAGCUGAGGUGAUGGCAGACACAGCUGUAGCACUGGCUUCUGGCAAUGUCAAACUGGUGUCAAGCAAAGUGAUUGGAAGGAUGUGUAAAAUCAUUGACAAGACCUGUCUGUCCCCCACGCCCACRCUGGAGCAGCAUCUGAUGUGGGAUGACAUUGCCAUUCUGGCUCGGUACAUGCUCAUGCUCUCCUUCAACAACUCCCUGGACGUGGCAGCACAUCUCCCCUACCUCUUCCACGUGGUGACUCUGCUGGUGGCCACGGGGCCCCUUUCCCUGAGAGCUUCCACUCACGGGCUCGUCAUCAACAUCAUUCACUCCCUUUGCACUUGUUCACAGCUUCACUUCAGUGAGGAGACCAAGCAAGUUUUAAGGCUGAGCCUGACUGAGUUCUCUCUGCCCAAAUUUUAUUUGCUGUUUGGGAUCAGCAAAGUGAAAUCGGCCGCGGUGAUCGCGUUCCGCUCCAGCUACCGCGACCGGUCCUUCUCACCCGGCUCCUACGAGCGCGAAACCUUCGCCCUGACCUCGCUGGAGACAGUCACUGAGGCACUGCUGGAGAUCAUGGAGGCUUGUAUGAGGGAUAUUCCAACGUGCAAGUGGCUGGACCAGUGGACUGAACUAGCUCAAAAGUUUGCAUUCCAGUACAACCCCUCCCUGCAGCCAAGAGCACUGGUUGUCUUUGGCUGUAUAAGUAAACGAGUGUCACAUGGACAAAUAAAACAAAUAAUUCGAAUUCUCAGCAAGGGACUUGAGAGCUGUUURAAAGGCCCUGAUAAUUAUAACAGCCAAGUUCUAAUAGAAGCCACAGUUAUAGCCCUCACCAAGCUGCAGCCUCUUCUUAACAAGGACUCUCCCAUGCACAAGGCUCUGUUCUGGGUGGCCAUGGCUGUGCUGCAGCUGGAUGAGGUGAACCUGUACUCAGCAGGGACAGCCCUGCUGGAGCAGAACCUGCACACCCUGGACAGUCUGCAUGUGUUCAACGACAAGAGCCCAGAAGAAGUGUUCAUGGAGAUCAGGAGACCCCUCGAAUGGCACUGCAAGCAGAUGGAUCAUUUUGUUGGGCUGAAUUUCAACUCCAACUUUAACUUUGCACUAGUGGGACAUCUCCUGAAAGGGUACAGGCAUCCUUCCCCUACCACUGUAGCAAGAACAGUGAGGAUUUUGCACACACUCCUGGCUCUGGUUAACAAACACAGGAACUGUGACAAGUUCGAGGUGAACACUCAGAGCGUGGCUUACCUGGCAGCCCUGCUGACGGUGUCUGAGGAGGUGCGCAGCCGCUGCAGCCUCAAGCACAGGAAGUCUCUGCUGCUGUCAGAAGUUUCAAUGGAAAAUGUUCCUAUGGAYACAUACCCCAUCCAUCACAGUGACACUAGCUAUAGGACACUAAAGGAACAGCCCUGGUCAUCCCCCAAAGGGUCAGACAGACACCUGGAUGCCAAUUACCCAACAGUGGGACAGAUCAGCCCUCGCACCCGGAAAUCCAUGAGCUUGGACAUGGGGCAGCCUUCACAAGCCAACACUAAAAAGCUUCUAGGUACAAGGAAAAGUUUUGACCAUUUGAUAUCGGACACAAAGGCUCCUAAAAGGCAAGACAUGGAAUCUGGAAUCACAACGCCUCCCAAAAUGAGGAGAGUAGCCGAAAAUGAUUAUGAAAUGGAAACCCAGAGAAUAUCACCGCAGCAGCACUCACACCUCCGGAAAGUUUCCGUUUCUGAGUCAAACGUCCUCCUGGAUGAAGAAGUUCUGACUGACCCAAAAAUUCAAGCACUGCUGCUUACAGUUCUUGCCACGCUGGUGAAGUACACCACGGACGAGUUUGACCAGCGCAUCCUCUACGAGUAUUUAGCAGAAGCCAGUGUUGUCUUCCCAAAGGUCUUUCCUGUUGUGCAUAAUUUAUUGGAUUCCAAGAUCAAUACCCUUUUAUCGCUGUGCCAGGAUCCAAACUUGUUGAAUCCAAUUCACGGGAUUGUGCAGAGUGUUGUCUACCAUGAGGAGUCUCCACCCCAAUACCAAACGUCUUAUCUACAGAGUUUUGGAUUUAAUGGGCUGUGGAGGUUUGCUGGCCCCUUCUCCAAGCAAACMCAAAUCCCAGACUAUGCUGAGCUCAUAGUGAAGUUCCUCGAUGCCUUGAUUGACACRUAUUUGCCUGGAAUUGAUGAGGAAACCAGUGAAGAAUCUCUCCUGACCCCCACAUCUCCGUAUCCUCCGGCGGUGCAGAGCCAGCUCAGCAUCACUGCAAACCUCAACCUCUCCAACUCCAUGACCUCACUUGCCACUUCCCAGCACUCCCCAGGGAUCGACAAGGAGAACGUGGAGCUCUCGCCCACCGCCGGCCACGCCAACAGCGGRAGGAUGCGCCACGGCUCCGCCAGCCAAGUGCAGAAGCAGCGAAGCGCCGGCAGCUUCAAGCGUCACAGCAUCAAAAAGAUCGUGUGAUUGUCGCUUUUUAAUUUUAUUUUUUAUUUUUGGACCUGACUGACACGCGCAGCCCCUCGCGAAGGGCCCUCCACCGGGUGUGAUGCUGCACUUGAUCUGUACAGUUCCCAUCCCGUCAGCCGCGUUGCCAGAUGAUCAACUCCUGACCCACUGCCUGAGUUAACGCCUUCGUUCCUCCCGUGUUUGAUUUCAGCCRGUGUUCAGAGCCACGCGUGUUCCCGGGGGAGUUUGGAGUUCUGUAGCGCUGCAGAGCCGCGUCCUGUCCGAAUCCAAAGCCAUUCCCCAGCCCCGCCGUGUGUCUGCUCUGGCCUCGGGUGUUCCUGCUAAGGGAAGUGUUGAUCCUUAAUCCUGUUUGCACGCCUCAAGGUAGUGGCAUCCUGAGCCGGGGAGGUUUCUCUAAUCCCGGUUUUAAUCCAAACSUGUAAGAUUUUAGCUGUGUACUUUUUUUUACCACACUGAAAAGAAAUUCAUGAUAGCCRCAGUACAAGGAUCUUAACAGAAGUGGUGGAUUAGGUUAAAUUUCAGGUAAUUAGCAAUAAAGGGGAGAGGAAAAGGAGGCUGCAGGAGUCCCUCAUUCCCCAGACCAAGCUUCACACACUUGGACUGUACAUGGACCAGACUGGACAAACUGGCUUUUCCCAAAGCUUUUUUUGUUUGUUUGUUUUAGGCUUUUUUUGGAGGGAUUUUUUUGGGGGUUUUUGUUUUGUUUUGGUUUUUUUCUUGCUGUCUUACCUGCCCUGAGGAAGUUGUACAGGGGGAAAUACCUGGGAACUGACCCUUGGGCUGUCRUUGUAGCACCUGCUUUAGUUCUGCCCUUCCCAACAAAGUGCACCUUKGAGAGCUCCUGGCAGAAUAUCCAGUGGGGAAUGGAGGGGAAAUUGGAUGGAUUCAUUCCCGGCCUGGGGGAUAGCGUGUGGCAAAGCUGCCCCUGUGCUGCCUGAGCAGGGACAGAAACAGCCACGKCUGCUCAAGGUACAUGAAUUGAAAUUCACUGACCCUGUGUCCAGUGCCAGGGACGCCCGGAGCGGUGGUGCAGUCCCGUGCAGGGCUGGGGCUGCCGGAACCUCCCGGGGAACCUCCCGGGGCGGGUUUGGGGAUCCUGCGGGGUCACACAAACCUCAGGCUGCUGUCACUGUCAGGGCACCCGCGCCUGGGGGUGUGCACGUGCUGCUGUGCUGGCCAGGGAGGAGGCGGUGCCGGUGUCACCAUGGGUGCUGGUGUCACCAUGGGUGCCAUUGUCACCGUGGUUGCCAGUGCUAUCAUGGGUGCCGUUGCCACUGUGGUGCCGGUGUCACCAUAGGUGCAGGUGUCACUGUGGGUGCCGGUGCCACUGUGGGUGCAGGUGUCACCAUGGGUGCCGCUGUCACCGUGAGUGCAGGUGUCACUGUGGGUGCUGGUGUCACUGUGGGCA
This is a messenger RNA of Malurus melanocephalus (red-backed fairy wren), 9886 nucleotides long. RefSeq names its product neurofibromin 1 (gene NF1). The record is from RefSeq and is a predicted model, not a curated record. The transcript has 58 exons. Gene Ontology annotation, biological process: regulation of GTPase activity. NCBI's taxonomy places the organism in Eukaryota, Metazoa, Chordata, Aves, Passeriformes, Maluridae. The coding region runs from base 1 to 8475 and encodes 2824 amino acids.